Molecule: messenger RNA, 1508 nt
Organism: Nematostella vectensis (starlet sea anemone)
Lineage: Eukaryota; Metazoa; Cnidaria; Anthozoa; Actiniaria; Edwardsiidae
Product: deleted in azoospermia-like
Exons: 10
Coding region: 694-1236 (180 amino acids)
Molecular function (GO): RNA binding
Source: RefSeq, a predicted model, not a curated record
CGUUGAGUUGUUGAGUUCUCGAGAUUGUGUUCUGACGCAGGGGAAAGGGUCCGCGACGAAACAAUUAAACAACGGGGCGCUUUCUCUCCGAUUUUUUCUCUCGCCUUUCCCCUCCUUUUAAUCGUCUCUACGCAGCUAGGAAUAUUUUUACCACCUCAAAACCAUCCUCGAAAACCCAGGGAUAUUCCCACCACCACACCCCUGGGAAAAAUGGACACACUUUAUGGCGCCGUCUGGUGCCAUAGAAACGAUCCGCAACAAAUUCAGACAGACAGAGAAGCAUUUGGCCGUAAAUUUGCCAAAUCAGGUUUUUUUGGUUCGACUUAUUUCUCACUCUGGGUGGCAAUGUGAUGCUUUGUUCAAAUUGAGAUGUAAGCGGGUAUUAUCAGAUAAUCUGUUAGUUAUCAACACUUUAGGAUUUUAAAUAAAAGCACUCUUUGGCCCUUUGACAUCCGAUGCUUCCUAAAGACGCGACAUUCACAACAGAAAAUGACAUGACAUAUACAGAUAAUAGAAACUUAUGUUGGAGAAGGGCCUUGAAAGUGUUGAUUGGCACUUUGGGCUGCAAAAGCCAAUGAAAAUACAGACAGCGUUUCGGCCAGCCCCGUGAACGAGUAAAUUGGCAACACCUAAGAAGCACGAGAAGGCAGCCGUAGUUUUUGUAGUGCAAGAAAUAUAGACGUAGAGAACGACAUGCAUCCAACAAACACGUAUCCUUUGCCCGAGCCCGUCAUCUACCCUACAAGAGUUUUUGUAGGAGGUCUUGCAAGAGGGACCACAGAACUUGAACUCGAAACCUUUUUCUCUAACUUUGGCCCCGUGGCCGACGUCCGAAUUGUUUGUGAUCGGCGGACUGGGCUAAAUAAAGGUUUCGGGUUCAUAACAUUCAGUCUGGAAGAACCAGCAAAAAAGUUAAUCGAACAAAAUAACAUAGAUUUCAAGGGACGUAGUCUCCGCCUCAGACAGGCAAUAAGAAAAAAGGGAAGUUCACAGUAUCUUACAAAUGAAGAAUAUAGCCAGAAAAAAGGGAGUGGUCAAUGGGUGCUGGUACCUGUUCAAGAAGAGCCAGUUGUACAUUACUCAACACCACCUGCUACUCAACAGAUGUUGUAUACAGUUGCCCCACAGGAGCCUAUAAGCUACCCAGGACCUGUCUGCUACUAUCAAAUGGUGCCUGCCCCGACUACGUUUGUUCCAGCGGCUAGCAUUUCUGGUACUACAUACUACUACAUGUGAAUUGACAGGGCUUGGGUGGAUACGAUUUUAAAGGAAGCACUGUGACAACAACUGACUGAUUAUUCUUAGGAAAAACAUUGAAAUUAUUGACUUUAAAAAAUCCCAAUAUAAUUAGAUCGUUCACUUGCCCUGAAAUGGUAUGAAAUAGUGAAUAAGGUAUGAAACUCUAACAACAGUAUUUUAUAUUUUCAAAUUUAAAACGCUUGAAAAGAAUAGAUAAGCUCUUAUAUGUAGAGAAAUGGAAGUCUAAUAAAUAAAACAUUUGAAAUAUU